AUGGCGGCGCCCAUGAACCCAGCGAUGGGUCCUCAGGCACCUGUGGGCGGCGGACCUCCUGGGCCUCAGCUUGGCCCAGGGGCAGCUCAGCAGCAGAUGGGAAUGCCACAGCAGCAGCAGGACUUUGACCCGGUGCAGAGGUACAGGAUGCUCAUCCCGCAGCUGAAGGAGAGUCUCCAGAGUCUCAUGAAAAUCGCAGCUCUGAAUCUGGCCCAGAACACAAAUAUUGAUAAUGGCAGGAAAAUUUCAGAUGUCCCAGUUCAGAGGUUUGAUAAGAGCUUGGAGGAAUUCUAUGCCUUGUGUGACCAGUUGGAGCUUUGUUUGCGCCUUGCCUAUGAAUGUCUCUCUCAAAGCUAUGACAGCGCCAAGCACUCCCCCACUCUUGUGCCUACUGCCACCAAACCAGAUGCCGUCCAGACGGAGAGCCUGCCAUACACCCAGUAUCUGAGCAUGAUCAAGUCCCAGAUCACCUGUGCUAAGGACAUACACAAUGCCCUGUUGGAAUGUUCCAAAAAGAUUAUGGGUAAAACACCUCCUACCCAGGGAGUUUUAUGA
Staurois parvus is the source of this 555-nucleotide messenger RNA. Lineage: Eukaryota; Metazoa; Chordata; Amphibia; Anura; Ranidae. The record is from the annotation of a GenBank genome assembly.